Molecule: messenger RNA, 894 nt
Organism: Menidia menidia (Atlantic silverside)
Lineage: Eukaryota; Metazoa; Chordata; Actinopteri; Atheriniformes; Atherinopsidae
Source: the annotation of a GenBank genome assembly
AUGGACAACUCCGGGAAAGAGAAGGAAGCGAUUCAGCUGAUGGCCGAUGCUGACAAAAAAGUCAAGUCCUCGGGCUCCCUUUUGGGAGGGAUGUUUGGAGGAGGACAGAGGCACAAAGUGGAGGAGGCGUGUGAGAUGUACUGCAGAGCGGCCAACAUGUUCAAGAUGGCCAAGAACUGGAGCGCUGCUGGAAACGCGUUCUGUAAGGCUGCGCGCCUCCACAUGCAGCUGCAGAACAAGCACGACUGCGCCACCGGUUUCAUUGAUGCGGGAAACGCUUUCAAGAAGUCGGACCCAAACGAGGCAAUCAAGUGUUUAAAUGCUGCCAUCGAUAUAUACACAGACAUGGGAAGAUUCACCAUCGCUGCCAAACACCACAUCAGUAUUGCAGAAAUCUAUGAGUCGGAGCUGGUGGACAUCGAAAAGGCCAUUGCACAUUAUGAGCAGGCAGCAGACUACUACAAAGGAGAGGAGUCAAACAGCUCUGCCAACAAAUGCCUGCUGAAGGUGGGGGCGUACUGUGCUCAGCUGGAGCAGUACCAGAAGGCCAUCGAGAUCUAUGAGCAGGUCGGAGCCAACACCAUGGACAACCCGCUGCUGAAGUACAGCGCCAAGGAGUAUUUCUUCAAAGCCUCGCUCUGCCACUUCAUUGUGGACGAGCUGAACGCUAAGAUCGCUGUGGAAAAAUACGAGGAGAUGUUCCCGGCCUUCUCAGAUUCCAGGGAAUGCAAGUUGUUGAAGAAACUUCUUGAGGCUCAUGAGGAGCAGAACAGUGAAGCGUUCACAGAAGCAGUCAAGGAGUUUGACUCGAUCUCCCGCCUGGAUCAGUGGCACACGACCCUCCUGCUGCGCAUCAAGAAGACCAUCCAGGGCGACGAGGGGGAUUUGAAAUGA